CCAGCCGCUUCCACCCCAUUCAGUCUCUUUUUAUUUCUCACUGUUUCUGUCAUGGCCGCGUGUUUAGUACCAGACUUUCCAGCUGUGAACAUUGCACUUGAACAUCUGGGCGAAUUAGAUAAGCAGCUGAGAGCCGAAGGAGUGUCGUUCAGUCAAGAAGCCAGCCAUCACCUGAGCGAGAUAGCAGAAGCCAUUAAAGAACUGGAGACAUGCAGAAAAGCCGUGCAUGAAGAGCUUGAGGUGGAAACGAUAGAAACGGGAAAACUCCGCCACCAGCUCAUGAGCCAGCAUGACAAUAUUAUCGCUGAAAUAUCAGCCGCCGUGUCCGCUGCUAGGGAUGCAAACGUGGCUGAGUUAAAUCAACUCCAGAUGGAGAUAGUAAACAUCCUGCAGGAGAUCGAGUCCAUGGAGAAGAGACAGAAGCUUCUGAAAGAACAGAACGUCCUACUUCUUCCAGAGCAGCAGCUCCUGAAUGCCGCCUACGCCGAGGUCAUCGAGCAGCUCAACAGCCAGUUGUCAGAGAAAGCUGAUACGCAGAUUACCCUAAAUGAAACAAAGAAUGAGAUCCAGUCUACGAAGGAGAAGAUCGCUCAGGUGCACUCAGCAAGGAAAGAUCUACAGGAUAACCUGAUUAGGAAGAAGAAGAUCUUUGAAGAAACUAAGAAAAUGCUUGAAAAACAGGAAUAA
Molecule: messenger RNA, 687 nt
Organism: Clarias gariepinus (North African catfish)
Lineage: Eukaryota; Metazoa; Chordata; Actinopteri; Siluriformes; Clariidae
Exons: 6
Coding region: 52-687 (211 amino acids)
Source: RefSeq, a predicted model, not a curated record